Nothobranchius furzeri (turquoise killifish) is the source of this 2879-nucleotide messenger RNA. RefSeq names its product SS18 subunit of BAF chromatin remodeling complex (gene ss18). Gene Ontology annotation, molecular function: transcription coactivator activity. Lineage: Eukaryota; Metazoa; Chordata; Actinopteri; Cyprinodontiformes; Nothobranchiidae. The record is from RefSeq and is a predicted model, not a curated record.
CCACUGCAUUAUGAAAUUACACCGUAUUCAGAGCUGCUGUGUGAUUAACAGUUCUACCGAUUUGUUUUGCUUGUGAGCUAAUUUAAGCUUUUAUGCUUUAGUUUGCUUUCGUUUGUAAUAUUAUCACCAUGUCGGUGGCAUUUGCACCUCACAGGCAACGGAAGGGUGAUAUAACACCCGCUGGGAUACAAAAGUUACUUGAUGAAAACAACCAGCUGAUCCAGUGUAUAAUGGACUUCCAGAGUAAAGGCAAAACGGCAGAAUGUUCACAGUAUCAACAGAUGCUGCACAGAAAUUUAGUGUAUCUGGCCACGAUAGCAGACUCAAAUCAGAACGUGAAUGUGCAGUCUCUCCUCCCUGCUCCACCCACUCAAAACAUGCCCAUGGGCCCUGGUGGAAUGAACCAAAGUGGACCCUCUCCUCAGCCCCCACAUGGUCACAACAUGCCAUCUGAGGGUAUGGUCAGCGGUGGCCCUCCAGCCCCUCAUAUGCAGAAUCAGAUGAAUGGACAGAUGCCUGGACCUAAUCACAUGCCCAUGCAAGGUCCUGGUCCAGGACCCAACCAGCCUCCAAACAUGCCCAGUGGCUCAAUGAACAUGCCUCCCAGCAGCCAUGGCUCCAUGGGUGGCUACAAUCACGCAGUUCCUUCUUCCCAAGGCAUGCCAGCUCAGAAUCAAAUGAACAUGACCCAAGGCCAACCUAUGGGAAACUACGGUCCUCGACCAAACAUGAACAUGCAGCCCAAUCAAGGUCCGGUGAUGCAUCAGCAGCCUCCAUCGCAGCAGUACAACAUGCCCCCUGGUGGUGGUGGACAGCACUACCAAGGCCAACAGACCCCAAUGGGUAUGAUGGGUCAGGUCAACCAAGGGAACCACGUCAUGGGGCAGAGGCCAAUGCCGCCCUACAGACCUCCACAGCAAGGACCCCCCCAGCAGUAUCCAGGGCAGGAAGACUACUAUGGCGACCAGUACAGUCACGCAGGACAGGGCGCCUCAGAAGGUAAUGCGCAGUAUGGCCAACAACAGGAACCGUACCAGCAAGGCCCGCCUCAGCAGCAGGGCUAUCCGCCACAGCAGCAGUACCCGGGUCAACAGGGCUACCCACCGCAGCAACAAGGCUAUGGUCCCUCCCAGAAUGCCCCAGGCCAAUACCCUAACUAUCCACAGGGGCAGGGACAGCAGUACGGGGCCUAUCGUCCUCCUCAGCCUGGACCCCCACAGGGCCAACAGCAGCGCCCUUACGGUUAUGACCAGGUGAGUAUAGCUACAGCAUCAGACGGUCACAGGGACAUGACUCAACAUGAGACGUAGUUAUUUUACUGUCCGAGUAAAACUCCUAUGCCAGACUCUUCUCCGUAAGACCAGAGUUUGUAUGUUAUGCAUGCUGUCAUCAUAUUCGGUAGUUAAAUCUGUUCUUCCCAAAACAAACCUGUUAGCCGUGUUGCUUGUAUAUUCUGGAUGAUGCAGUUUGAGUGAAACACGAGAGCGUUAGCGAGUUUUCUUCCGUACAUUUUGAAAGGCAGAUGGAUUUGCUGCCCUGUAUUUCCUGUGGUCUUUUGUGGGGACCACAGCUGCACUUUGAUAUCUUUAUCUUUGAACAUUUAGGGGCACAUGAGGAAAUAAAGAAGCGGGGAUUUGAACCCCUGACUAGCUCUGUAAGAAGCAAAGGUAAUGGUUGCUGUGAAGACCUCAACGUCCAAUCUAGACACUUGACCACCUAGCCUUGAGUUGCAUUUUGUUUCUUCUACUUCUCCUCUAUCCCUUUUAGUCUCUCUAGUUUUUUUCUUCCCUUUCUACCUUUUUAUUUUUCCUUUCCUUUUUUAAUUUUUGGUUUUUAACCAGGGGUCGAACUGUAAGUGAUGAGGUCUAAAGCUUUACAGCAUACCUGGUCUGCAGAGAGACAGCCAAACUCUGUGCACCUAAUCUCCUGAAAUUACAUUUAUUUUUUUUGUUUUUAAGCUAAAAGAGUAUUUAAUAGGGGUGUGGCAGUACAUGUGAGUCACAAACACAGUUUAGAAUGCUUUUUAAGCCAAUUUCAAAGAUGAUAUUGAUUUAUUUUUAUUUGUUCCUUUUACUUGUUAGAAUAACAUUCAUAGACUUGCAAGAAUUUGGCGCCUUUUCAUAUUUAUUUUUUUCACUAUUUUUAAUAAUCUGGUGAAACUUUUGUUUUCGCCUUUGUGUAAAUCUAAAACCAGGUUCAUGGCACCUCCUAAAUUGUGUGUACUGUUACACCCCUAAUAUUAGAAUUUAAUUGUUACAUCCAUCAAACUGUCAAAUCUCAGUUUCCAAAUUUGUCUUUAUUGCAUUUUCCAGAAAUGGCCAACGCAUAUUUCGACCCCUGUUUAGGAAUGCAAUCAAUAGACGUAUUCUCACACUGAGUUUGUCUCAUCUCUAAGUAGUGUCCGCCAUUUGGUGAGGAGUAUUACCUCCAGCUGUGCUGCUGCCAAACCUGAUGUAUUCAAUUAGAAUUUCAUAGAUACCAAAUUGUGAGGCCAUGCUGCCACCUGCUGGUCAACACCAGCCAAAGCAGGCAUAAAUCAUGGUUCUGCUGUACAAAUUUUCUUGAAGCCACAGAUGUUUGUUUGCACCCUGUUGAGAUUUGUGAACACCUGUGUUUAGUUUGUUUCCUGAGAAGGUCAGUAAUACGCCUCUGUCACAUUUCACUCUACAGGGCCAGUAUGGAAAUUACCAGCAAUGAGAAAUGAUCACAGCUACCUUCACAGCUCUGCUCUGAUCUCUGUCUGAGCUCUGACCUCUGGUCAGGCGCUAAGCAGACGUAAAUAAUGGUUUCAGCUCAGAUUCUCUCGGGACACAAACACACAAGAAUACAAGAAACGUUUCCCCCUUCUUUGGGCUUUUAUCGUUGCAUCCCCGAAAUGU